Messenger RNA from Episyrphus balteatus (marmalade hoverfly), 2061 nucleotides. Its product is annotated as 1-aminocyclopropane-1-carboxylate oxidase-like. Bases 589 to 1824 code for a protein of 411 amino acids. Lineage: Eukaryota; Metazoa; Arthropoda; Insecta; Diptera; Syrphidae. The record is from RefSeq and is a predicted model, not a curated record. The transcript is spliced from 8 exons. Gene Ontology annotation, molecular function: dioxygenase activity.
GUGAAAUUUUGUAUCUGCUGAACCUCUGAGACGAUCGAUAUAUCUAUAAUACAGCUGUGUUGCUGGCUGCGCGAUCGUUUACGGCUUAGCACCUGAGUGUAAUUCUCUUUAAUAUUGACGAUCGUUUCUGCCUCAGGUAAACCAAACCAAACUAACACAUUCAAAGUUACUUUUCACCUUUCUGCGAUAAAAUUAUUAACCAAUACCAGUGCAAUUGUGAUCGUAUCGCGAUCGGUUGUGUGUUGUUUCAGUCUUUGCAAACCUGGUUUUCUUUUUUGAAAAAAAAAGUGAUCGAUAAAUUUUAUGGAAAUAAGAAAACAAAGUUUUUUCUUUCCUUAAAGCUAUACUAUACAACGUUGAACGUUAAAAAACAACUCUUUUGGUGACUAACAAUAUCAACUUUGUGACGUUACUACAGGUGUUUCAUAUAUUUGGCAACCCAGUGCCGCAUACUAUAGCAUCUGAUUAUAUAAGCAAAAGAUACAAACCAAUUAUUUCGAAGGAUACGCGCGUGAUAUUAUCAACAAGAAGAACAACAACAAAAACAACAACCCAGAACGAUUGGAGUUUAAAGAAGAAGAAAACAAGAUGCUUAAGGCGAAAACAGCUUCGGACAAGGGCGAUACUCUUCUUGGAAAGAGUCUCGUCCCAAUCAUUGACCUCGCACACUGUGGAACCGAAGAAUGUCCCGUGAAAUCUGUUGUAAAUCGUGUUGCUCAACAACUUGGCAAAGCACUCUCAGAAAAAGGAAUGGCUCUCUUAGUGAACCAUGGCAUUUCCGAUGAAAAGCUCAAAACAGCAUGGGACCAUUUAGAUGAUUUUUGUGAACUCUCAACCGAUGUCAAAGAGCAUUAUAUUCGUUCUGGUGAAACAAAACAUGGCUACGUCCAGCCAUUACGUAGAAAAUCAGAUGGCAAUGCCCCCGAACUGAGACAUGCUUUUAACAUUUGCACAUUGAACAGUAAGAAUCUACCAGAAGAACCAUUGCCAGGCUUUGCAGAUCACAUAUCAACAUUGGCAACAGAAUUCAAGGCAUUGGCCAGAUUCGUAUUGCAAUCGUUGGCAGUGUCUUUAGAAAUUCCACAAACAUUCUUCCUUGAGAAACACUCACACAUGCUCUCGGGAGAAAAUGACAAUGAAACGAUAUUACGUUUACUCUACUAUCCGCCCAUCAUAGAGGAGGAUGACAAAGAUGAACACAUCAAAGGUCGAUGUAAGUAUACGUAUCAGAAAUGCCUUACCGAGAUGCCAGACUUUAAGCCAGAAGAAGAUCCGCGAGAGCAGCGAAAAGAAAGUUUAGAGAAGGAACAGGAGGAAAAAGAGAAAAAAGAGGCGGAAAAUAAAGAUGUUCUUGACAUGGCUAGUACUAGUAAGGAGUUUUUGAAUGGCCAUGUGACUAGAUCGAAUGCACACACAGACUAUGGAACGUUUACCCUGCUUGUCCAAGACUCAGAAGGUGGCUUGGAGGUGCAGUUGCCUGGGAGUGAGAAAUGGCAACGUGUUGGCCAUUUGCCAGGAGCUAUUCUCAUAUUCUGUGGAGAGAUUCUUUCCAUCUGGACACAAGAACGAUACUCUGCUUUGCAACAUCGAGUUGUGAUACCAGAACAAGAACACCUCAGAAUCAGGGGUCGACAUUCCAUUGCAUUCUUCUGCCAUCCAGAUAACGUUACGAUGAUAUCACCUAACGAUUUACCACAAAGUGCUGUGGCAGAGAACACUACCACCAAAAAAACCCGAAAGAAAUCCUUCAAAGCUGCCAAAGAAAGGGUUUAUAACGCCUACCAGAUGAUACAGAAAAGAAUCAAAGACUCGUAUAGCUCUUAAACACCUACAUACUGAGAUACAAAUCAAUGAAAAAACAAAAAUAAAACAUCAACGGCCUUCAACUUCAAAGACUUUCCGUUUAAGGUUUCAACAGAAAAAAACAAAAAAAAAAAUACAAACAAAAGCUACUAUUUUUUUCUUAUUGAUCCGAAAUUGCUAUUUAAUUUUUUUUCUUUUCCUUUUAAGUGUAAAAUAUUUAUAUGUGAAUCAAAUAUAUGUAUACAACUUUAUAGACUA